Molecule: messenger RNA, 3503 nt
Organism: Rhineura floridana
Lineage: Eukaryota; Metazoa; Chordata; Lepidosauria; Squamata; Rhineuridae
Gene: TIMP2
Product: TIMP metallopeptidase inhibitor 2
Exons: 5
Coding region: 418-1080 (220 amino acids)
Biological process (GO): negative regulation of membrane protein ectodomain proteolysis; negative regulation of endopeptidase activity
Cellular component (GO): extracellular matrix
Molecular function (GO): metalloendopeptidase inhibitor activity; protease binding
Source: RefSeq, a predicted model, not a curated record
CAAGCCGCCCGCUCUGGCCCAGUGCCACGGAGAGGAGGGGCAGCCAAUCCCCAGAGCCCAUUAAAAAGCCAAGCUUAGCCGAAGCCAGAAGAAGAAAACACCUCCAUAGAAGGCAGCGGCGGCAGCAGAGCAGCUACGAUCUGCGAGGCUUCCUCUUCUUUCAGCGGCGGGAUCCUUUGCCAGGCCCCAGUGAGAAGGCCGAGCGCAAGCCAAACUUUCGGGACUGCCUCCUGUUCUUGAAGCGCAAGAAGCCCUACCGGGAUCGCCGCAAACGUAGAGCUCAGAAGAUCGACUGAGCGGGCGCGCGCGCGCGCGCGUCUGAAUGAGGCGGCAGGAGCAGUGAAAUCUCACCCACCCGCCAUCCUUCCCUACCUCCCUCCCUGUCUCUCUCUCUCUCUCUCUCUUUUGGUGUGCAAGAUGAGCGCUACGCUCCCGAGCCUUCUGGCCUCGCUGGCCGUGUUGCUCCUGGGAAGGAUGGACCGCCUCGCCGACGCCUGCAGUUGCUCCCCAGUGCAUCCGCAACAAGCGUUUUGCAAUGCAGAUGUAGUGAUCAGAGGGAAGGCUGUCUCUGCAAAAGAGGUGGACUCCGGUAAUGACAUCUAUGGAAACCCCAUCAAGCGCAUCCAGUAUGAAAUCAAGCAGAUAAAGAUGUUUAAAGGGCCCGAUCAGGACAUUGAAUUCAUCUACACAGCUCCUUCCUCAGCUGUUUGUGGUGUGACGCUGGAUGUUGGUGGCAAGAAGGAGUAUCUCAUUUCAGGGAAAGCUGAGGGCAAUGGCAAGAUGCACAUCACGCUGUGUGACUUCAUCAUUCCUUGGGACUCCCUCAGUUCUACCCAGAAGAAGAGUCUAAACCAGCGGUACCAAAUGGGCUGUGAGUGCAAGAUCUCCCGUUGCCCUUCCAUCCCUUGCUAUGUCUCUGCUCAGGAUGAGUGUCUGUGGACUGACUGGGUGACAGAGAAGAACAUCAAUGGGCGGCAGGCCAAGCACUAUGCCUGCAUCAAGCGGAGUGAUGGUUCAUGUGCAUGGUACCGUGGAGUGGCCCCACCUAAGCAAGAGUUUCUUGACAUUGAGGACCCUUGAGUCCCCAAGGCCAUGGCAGUCCAGUAGCCAAUAGCAACAAAGCCGGCAAGAAAUUAGACUGGUCCACCUUUGACAUCGUUUCCUGGAAACAGCAUGAAAAUGACAAGGUCUCCUGGGCAGGUCCAACAGUGGUGGAGGAAGGAGCUAAGGAUGGGGAUGUCUAGGCCACUCGUAUAUUGCUUCAUCUGUUUCUUCUCCUGUGUUGUGCCAAGGGGCAGUUUCUUACAAUUUGAGUCACUUAUGCCAACGUGAGAAAGUACCAUGGAGGGAACCAGAGUGUACCGUACGAGUGGCUGAGAGGUGUUGCCUCUGAUUCUGUGUAGCAGGCCUACCAGGUUCUUACUGCCUUGAGGAAGGGCAUCCCUUGUUGUGGGGAUAGCUCCUACUCCCUCUGUUCCCUACCCUACUGGCUUCUGCCUGUGUAACCCCGUAUUUCCCUCCAUACACAAACAAAAUUAAAUUCCUCCACACUCAAAAGUGCUUCAAAGUCAUUCCCUUCUCUCUGCCUCAUUGGGACUGAGUAAAUAUGUCUCAUUCCUUCCAGUAAAAUAAAAUGGUGGCUUUGUCACUCACAAGUCAUGAUGAUAUCCUCUUCUACUGGAGAAGAGAGUUGCAUUUCCUUUCCAAUGACAAAGCUGAAUUAGCCAUCAGUGGGCAGAGGAAUAAUCUCUGCUUUCAGAGUAAAUGAUUUGGGGACAAAAGUGGGGUCACAACAUUAGUUAAAACAGAUAGUAAGCCCUGCCUAUGUGUGCACAUGAAUCGCGUGUAGAUUCUGGCUCUGUGUUCUCAGUUAUCAAGUUUCAGCAAAGGAGCAUUUGUUAGGGGAUCUGGGUUAGCCCAUUAAGCCUCUUAGCCGAACCGUAUGUGUUACCUAUGUCUUAUUGCUUGCUUGUGUCAUUAAUGGAAAUAUGGUGCCAAAAUCGGUCCCAGCCAGUGGUAACACUUGCUAUUCCUUGUAAUUUUUUGCUAUGCAGAGUAAUGAUUUCCAAAAUGGCCAAAGUGGCUCCAAGUUCCCACCAUCUGCCCUCUGUAGAAAUUGACGCUUGUGGCAAGAGCUCCCCAGAAGGCAGGAGCUUUGAGUUCCCUUCCCAAAUAUGUGAGUGAAAGAGCCAACAAGUCAAGGCAUAACCUUGUAAACUGUGAGUAUAAAUGCACCUUCGGAGAAUAAAACCAGACCUUGGCUACCUGCAAAAUAAUCAUAUCACUCAGCUCCAUCUCCAACUCCCCCUUUUUUCUUCUGAGCCAGUUCUGUGUUUGCUGUGGUCCCCAAGCUCUGCAUAGCCAUCCCCACUUUGCAAUAAUCUAAAAUUGAUUUGGAGGGUGUCCGGAAGUUCCCCCAGCCAGACCUACCCCCUGCGGCCUUUUCAUGCUGUUUAUCAAGGUAGAGUUUUACAGAUGUCAUAUUGGACCAGUCUGUUUGAUUUCAAUAUAUUUUAAAAAAAGAAAAAGGAAAAAAAUCUGUUCAGUCCAAUAUAAGAUUCCUGUUUUGCUUCCUGUAUGGUUAUAUCCUAUGUGACAUUUACCUCUCUCUCUUUUCCUCUCACUGCUGAUACUGUUUUUGAUUUUAAUGUUUUUCAUUUGUUUUGGCAAUCAGCUGUAUCAUUCCUCUAUUAUUUUUUUUGUUAAAGAAUUUCCUUGUUAGCUGUUAGAUUUGCACUUAUUAUUUUAAAAGGGGUUCUGUGUUGGAGGGAAGAAUGUCAAAAUAUGUGGAGAGUGGAGUCCUUCCAGUUAUUUCUGAGUGCCAGUUUGGGGGAGGGGGGCUAGCAUUUCUCCUUCUGUCUUCCUCUUCCUGCCUCUGCAACAUGCACAGGUCUUUUCUAGAGGUUGGAGGCUGGCUGUGACAAGUGACUGCGUCUUGCAAGACAAAUUGCAGUUCCGUGACUGCCAUACCAAAAUACAAGUUUGCCAUUCUAGUGGCAAUGUGAAAAGCCACCAUUGUGAAAGAUCUAUUUAUGGGAAAGCAGCAUCAAAGGCUCUUCAAUUGGCUUAAUUUAUAGCUGUGGGUUUUAGUGCCAUACUGAAACUUCCCUGGUAGAAAGAUAUGUGUGUGUGUGUCCGUGCACCCACCCACCCACUGUUUCCCCUUCUUCAUGCCAGCAACUCAAAAUAUUUUUUAAAAAGUUUACAUUAUUUUCAAAUCUUUGCUUGGUAAGUAUGAAAAAUAAGUAUCUAACUUGCUGCCAUAAUUUAAAGCUUAUUGGGGAGCUGGGGCUGGGAUGUUGUUUGGUGGGUAGAGUAAUAUUGGGGGAGGGGUGGGGAAAACCUUUUUUGUUGUUGGAUUCUGAAAGCUGAGAUUUUCUUGUGCUGGGAACACAUGAAAAUUGUUGAAUAGACAAGCAGACUGUGCAUGUCUCUGAUGCUUUGUAUAAUUCAUACGUGGACAUUUGAGUCUUCGGACAAUAAACAGUAUUAUCAAAUAAAAA